GGAAUAUGAAGUGUUAAAAUAGAAGGUGCCAAAGUUGGUCCUUCCCAAAUUGUGAGAAUAGUAAAGCUCUUCAUGAAGAAUGAUUUCUUGAGCAAAACAAUUCUUCCUUCAUACACCAUCAGAUAUUUCAAGAAGUUAAAGAGCAUUUCGAAUAUUUAAAACCUCCCAAUCAUCUAAAUAUCUCAUAUUUCAAAUAUGUCAUCAUCAAAUUCGAGAACCCUCAUGAAAGAGCUUAUGGACACAAUUCAGAAGCUGGAAACCGCCCAUAAUUGCGAAGUCGAUAACUUAACGCGGGAAAAUGAAAAUUUGAAGGGGGAGAUUGUAAGACUCAAAGCACAAAUACAAUCGUCUACCCCUGGCGCCGCCAUUAAUUUCCGGCAUGCCUCUGAGGUCUCUCUGUCUCUGUCAUCUGAAGAGGCGACGCAACCAAUCUCGUCACCCCCAUCUUCACCCGAGUCAGACAAGCCCUUUUCGUUUCUCCGCCCUUCCAAAUCAAUUGACAACCCCGAAAGAUUCGCGACCUGUUGGAGUCUUACUUCAACUCAAGCUACCAAGAUAUCUCAAUCAAUGAAGUCCUUCCACACAAUGAAGGAUUCUCAAACCGUAAACUCUUCUCAAACAUUGAAAUCUUCUCAAUCAUUGCAAUCAAGUCAUGGUUUGAGUAAUCGACUUACUGGUCCGAACAUCGAUUUGCCAAGACCGGUAUUCAAUCUCAAACGAAAGGCAAUUACAUCUACACCAGAACGAAAGGAUAAUGUGGAUGAGGAUGAUAAAGAGAAUGAGGAGGAUCUUACAUCAUUACCUCCUGUAAAGUACCGUCGAUCAAAGAUUAAUUGGGAUGAACAGGCUAGACAACCUUCAUGGAGUGAUUUGGAAUUGAAAUCAGAUGAGUAGAUUGAUUGAGGGAGCAUUUGAUAUGCGUUUGUGUCGACGAAUGAAAUUUGCGGGGUUCCUUGAUGGUGGGGUAGCUUUACGCA
Messenger RNA from Botrytis cinerea B05.10, 977 nucleotides. RefSeq lists its product as hypothetical. NCBI's taxonomy places the organism in Eukaryota, Fungi, Ascomycota, Leotiomycetes, Helotiales, Sclerotiniaceae. The record is from RefSeq and is a predicted model, not a curated record. The transcript is spliced from 2 exons. The coding region runs from base 196 to 894 and encodes 232 amino acids.